This is a messenger RNA of Closterium sp. NIES-65, 1149 nucleotides long. NCBI's taxonomy places the organism in Eukaryota, Viridiplantae, Streptophyta, Zygnematophyceae, Desmidiales, Closteriaceae. The record is from the annotation of a GenBank genome assembly.
CUGCAGGAGGUGCAGCGGCGGCACGCGGUGAUAAGGAAGGGAGGCGCCGUGCUGGAUCUGGGAUGCUGCCCGGGGGCAUGGCUGCAGGCACGUGGUGGGGCAUGGCUGCAGGUGGCAUGCCAGGCCCUGGGCCCCAUGAGUCAAGGUGGCUGUGUGGUGGGCGUCGACAUUCAGCCGACAGCAGUGCCCCAGCGGUGGUGUGACAGGCGAGUGCGGGUCAUCCAGGCAGACGCCUUGGCCCUCUCGCCGCUCCUCCUGCUGCGCCUCCUCUCCUCUCUCCAGCCCCACUCCUCCUCUCCUUCGUCCCGCUUCACCACGCUGCUAUCAGACAUGUUCCCAUCCACCUCUGGCGCCUCCCCCUCUGAUGUCGCUACCUCCCACUCCCUCGCCCUCCGCGCUCUCGCCCUCGCAGCCCAACCCUUCCACAAGCACUCGGAACCGCACAGCACCCACUCUCACCACCACACGCACUCACAACAAAACGGCUCCCACUUGUUGCAUUCAGGCCUGCACACCUUUCACCCAUCCCCACCAGAAUCCUUUGACGCACGACCUGCACACCCACACCCAUCAACCCACAACCGCUCACAUCCAGAUCCAGCCUAUCCUGACACUGGUGGGGGUGGGAGCAGAGGUACAGGUGCCAGGGAACCCGCAGGAGAAGCAGCAAGAGAGGCAGGAGCAGAGAGGGCAGCAGCAGGGACGGAGUGUGUAGCAGCAGUAGUAGAGAGACCAAGUGCACGCGUGCAAGGAGCUCAACAAGUGGGGGGGCGUUCAGCACAGGGGUGUGGGGAAGGAGGGGCAGCAGCGCAGGGGGGAGUGCUGGCAGUGGGGGGACACAUGGUGGUGAAGCUGCUGGAGGGUGACGACACUCCAGGUACGGUGGUGGGCGGUGGUGGGCAGUGGUGGGCAGUGGUGGGCAGUGGUGGGCAGUAUGGGGAUGCCGCAGGUAUUGGUGGGAGGGAGAGUGGCAACACCCCAUGUGAGGAGGUGAACGGUGAGGGCACACCGAGGCGUGACUUGCAAUGCUUGCUGCUUUCUCAUGCCAUGCACCCUGUUUCCACAUGCUCUCUUCCUGCCCCUCCUUCCUCUCUCCUUCCCUCUCUCCCAGCAACGGUCCCCAGCCACCUUACCUUCUGUCCCGAUUAA